AUGAAACUUGCGUAUAAAGCUCAUUGUGUCCUUACUUUUUUCUCUUACAUUUUGACACCAAAUGGAGCACAUCAGCCUGUUUCUCAGGCUACUAUGUUCAUCUUUCUUUCUCAUUUCAGCAGCCACCAACACUUAUGGUUACACAAACGAGACGGACCGCGAAGCCUUGCUUGCCAUCAAGGAUCAAAUACAGGACGAUCCCUCCAGGGUUCUAAGCUCGUGGAGCGAUUCUCUCCAUUUCUGCGAUUGGCAUGGAGUCACCUGCAGUGAUCAGAAUCAAAGAGUGACCGGCCUAAACAUGUCGUCGCUUAAAAUGGUAGGCUCAUUGUCUCCUCACGUAGGAAAUUUAACUUUCCUUACCAUGGUCAAUCUUGAGGACAACUUCUUCCAUGGCACAAUCCCUCAAGAAAUUGGGAGAUUGUCUCGCCUCCAAAAUCUUCGUCUGGCCAAUAACUCGUUCCAUGGGACGAUCCCCACUAACCUGACUCGUUGUUCGGACCUUCAAGUCAUUGAUGUAAACGGAAAUGAUCUUGAAGGGACAAUUCUCGUCGAGUUCAACGCCUUGUCCAAGCUCCAACAAUUGAGUCUUUCCAGAAAUCGUUUCUCGGGGAAAAUUCCACCUUCAUUGGGGAAUCUCACCUCGCUGCGUGUAUUCUCGCUGUCUGAUAACAAUCUACAAGGAAGCAUUCCUGUUGAGCUUGGAAAGCUCUCCAACUUACAAGCCUUCCAGGUGACUUUAAAUCAAUUGUCCGGUACAAUUCCCGCGCAGUUUUACAACAUCUCUUCCAUCGAAAUCUUUGCUGUGAACUACAAUCUGUUCACUGGACAUCUCCCAUCAAGCUUAGGCCUGAAUCUCCCGAAACUCCACUCAUUUUUGGCUGAAAAAAACAGAUUCUCCGGAUCCAUUCCUGCGUCAUUUGCGAAUGCUACCGGAAUUGUGAAAAUCUAUCUCGGAGGAAAUGUUUUCAAUGGGCCAAUACCGCUGGAGUUGGGAAGCCUCCAGGAACUACUAGCCUUGCAUUUAGGCGGGAAUCCACUUCGAACUGAAGCAAGCAAAGACUUCAGCUUUCUCACCUCCUUCACCAACUGCACAAAGUUGAGAGCACUGAGCUUAUAUGAAAUUGGCUUUGAAGGUGCGUUGCCUAAUUCCAUCGCGAAUCUAUCCACCACUCUCACAUCACUAUAUUUGCAUGACAACUAUAUAUCUGGAAGCAUACCUGUUGGGAUUGUGAACCUUGUCAACUUGGCCGUGCUCAAAAUAAGCAAUAACAAGCUCACGGGUAGGAUUCCAGAUUCGAUUGGAAAACUUACCAGGUUGCAUACACUCAACAUUUCAUCAAACAAAAUCUCUGGAAGAAUUCCAUCCUCCAUCGGCAACAUUACACGACUAAGCAUACUUGCUUUACAACAAAAUGUGCUAGAAGAUAGCAUACCGGCUUCAUUGGGUAAUUGCAGAAUCAUUGAAGUAGUAAAUCUUUCCCACAACCACCUCACUGGUCCCAUUCCCGAACAAAUUUUCCAUCUGUCUUCCGUUACACGUUGGCUCUACUUAGCUAGAAAUCGUUUGAACGGAUCAUUACCAUCUCAGGUGGGGGACAUGAAAAAUCUUGAGGUGUUGGACAUUUCAGAAAACAAGCUCUCUGGUGAAAUUCCAAACGCUCUUGGCGAUUGUCUGAAAUUGGAAUCCCUCUACAUACAAAGCAAUUCCUUCAGAGGAAGUGUACCUUCGACUUUUGAACUAUUAAAAGGCAUUCAAGUCAUGGAUCUUUCUGGUAACAAUUUGUCCGGGCAGAUUCCAAGGUUUUUCGGUGAGUAUCCUUUUAUUAAAAAGCUCAAUCUUUCGUAUAAUAUGUUCGAGGGUGAAGUUCUAAAGGAGGGAAUGUUUAUGAACGUUAGUGUGUUUUCGGUUGAGGGAAAUAACAAGCUCUGUGGAGGAAUUGAGGCGUUGCAAUUGCCCGAAUGUCCUGCCACACACUUGACGAAAGGUACUACUCCUAAAAUAGUAGUUGUAACUUGUGUUGUGAUUGGCAUUUUGUCAAUAGCAUGUGGUGGUGCUAUUCUUUACCGAAUCAGAAGACAGAAACAAGAACGCAGAAGGCACAAACCGGAACCGGAUUUGCCCUCAUCACCAGAGUCAACAAUAUUCAAGAUGAUCAAGUAUCCAAAACAUUCUUAUGCAGAACUUCUUCGAGCCACCAAUGGGUUCUCUCCAGUCAGCUUAAUUGGUGAGGGAACAUACGGUUCGGUUUAUAAAGGGACUCUCGAUCGUGAUAACCAAACUGUUGUUGCUGUGAAGGUUCUGAACCAACAAGAAGAAGGAGCCAAAAAGUGUUUCAUGGCUGAAUGCAAGGCAUUGAGUAACAUUCGCCACCGGAAUAUUGUCAAGCUCAUUACAGCUUGCACAAGCAUGGAUUACAAGGGCAACGAGUUCAGCGCUUUGGUUUACGAGUUCAUGCCGAAUGGGAGUUUAGAAAGUUGGCUACAUCCACACCCAUCUGACCAGCAUCCCUCAAGGAGCCUAAACUUGGUCCAGAGGCUAAAUGUUGCCAUUGAUGUGGCCUCUGCAUUGGAUUAUCUUCACAAUUAUUGCGAAACACCAAUUGUCCAUCGUGACUUGAAGCCGAGCAACAUUCUCCUAGAUGAUGACCUCUGUGCCCACAUAGGCGAUUUCGGCCUUGCAAGGUUUCUUUUCGCCUCCACCGGUAAUCCCUAUCGUGGGCAAAAGAGUUCAAUUGGGAUAAAUGGAACGGUGGGAUACGUCGCUCCAGAGUAUGGUUUAGGUGGGGAGGUGUCAACAAAAGGUGAUGUAUAUAGCUAUGGAAUCAUCUUGCUAGAGAUGUUUACUAGAAAAAGGCCCACCAGCGGCAUGUUUUUGGACAAUUUUAGCCUCCAGAACUACGCCAAGAUGGCCCUCCCAGCGCGGGUGACAGAAAUAGUCGAUCCCCUACUUGUACUGGAACAGGAAGAUGAGUCGAAAAGAGAUGAAAAAAGUGGAAGAGGUGACAUUGGCGCAUUAGAGAAUUGUUUGGCAAUGAUUCUUCAAAUUGGAGUCGUAUGUUGUGCUGAAUUGCCAAGACAAAGAAUGUAUAUUAGAGAUGUUCUUGCAGAACUGCAUGAUAUCAGGAAUGCAUAUUUAAGUAUUGGAGCAGAGAAGGAGAAGAAAAUACAGAAUUAAGUAUAGUAGCUUAGAACACAUGACAUAGAGAGACUUCUGUAUAUGUUUAAUGUUUUUGUGAAACAGAAACACUUUUUAUAUCUAUCAUUCAAACAAAAAGGCUGAGAAGUUUGCACUGA
Messenger RNA from Cornus florida, 3294 nucleotides. Its product is annotated as probable LRR receptor-like serine/threonine-protein kinase At3g47570. Gene Ontology annotation, biological process: protein phosphorylation. The record is from RefSeq and is a predicted model, not a curated record. Gene Ontology annotation, molecular function: protein kinase activity; protein binding; ATP binding. NCBI's taxonomy places the organism in Eukaryota, Viridiplantae, Streptophyta, Magnoliopsida, Cornales, Cornaceae. The transcript is spliced from 2 exons. The coding region runs from base 62 to 3175 and encodes 1037 amino acids.